ACAUAUGAAUGAUUCUUUUUUGACUCCCCCACGGUGCGCAAAAUUGCAUACUUAGGAUAUCUAUAAAAUGCGAGUGAAACUGAAGCAGAGACAAACUCGCAAAGAAGACACCGUGCAAUAAAGUUGUUUAUUACAAUACUAAAUUAAACACCAAAUUCAAAAUGGGCUGCAAAGGAUGUGGAACUAACUGCCAAUGCUCAGCCACCAAAUGCGGCGACAACUGCGCCUGCAGUCAACAAUGCAACUGCGUUUGCAAAAAUGGACCCAAGGACAAAUGCUGCUCCAACAAAAAUUGA
This is a messenger RNA of Drosophila sulfurigaster albostrigata, 296 nucleotides long. Its product is annotated as metallothionein-4-like. The record is from RefSeq and is a predicted model, not a curated record. Gene Ontology annotation, molecular function: metal ion binding. Lineage: Eukaryota; Metazoa; Arthropoda; Insecta; Diptera; Drosophilidae.